This is a messenger RNA of Homarus americanus (American lobster), 1470 nucleotides long. Its product is annotated as kynurenine formamidase-like. The coding region runs from base 221 to 1276 and encodes 351 amino acids. The record is from RefSeq and is a predicted model, not a curated record. Gene Ontology annotation, molecular function: hydrolase activity. Lineage: Eukaryota; Metazoa; Arthropoda; Malacostraca; Decapoda; Nephropidae. The transcript is spliced from 9 exons.
AUAGCUAAAUUUAUUCCAGUAUACUUGAGUCUUGACUCAGGACAACUUGGCCGAAGUAGCCUGAAGGCGAAGUGGCCAGUAAUCCCCAAAACAAGAACAGCUUCGGUCAGCUGAUCUUGAAAGAGGAAAAGCUGUAAGCAACAUACGACUACGGUUCCUAAGUCUUCCGGGGUUGGUUAAAGUACAGUGAGGAAGUUGUGUUGUGAGGACAGGCGUGGUGAUGGGCGAUACAGUCAAGACCCCCGCGACAGCUCACCACCCGUGGGCUGCCAUGAACCAGGAGGGGGAAGAGAGAGAGGAAGCGCCAGUGUGGCGGGCGUCGUGUGUUGGCAAUCAUUUUCCACAAGAGCUGGAAGCGGAGUACUCCCCUUCACGGUGGUCUAAGAGACACGGUGCCCAGCAGAUCAUUGGGAUACACGUGAAAGUCGCCACUGAUCUCUCCCAGGUGGCUUUCUCCCUCACCCACCGCCUCAACAUCCCUUACAGCGACCAGGGGCCAAGGGCGAAGCUGGACGUGUUUGGCGAGGAUUUACCCGCAGAGAGCGUCUUACUGGUAUACGUGCACGGGGGCUACUGGCAGCAAAUGAAUAAAGAAGUCUCAUCAUUGUUCGUGAAGCCGCUGUAUCAUGCUGGAGUGGUGACGGUGGUGGUGGGUUACGACCUGGCCCCUCAAGUCAGCCUCGAGAGGAUAGUGUCAGAGGUGAGGGCGGCGGUGUUGUGGGCGUGUAAGCUGGCUCGUGAACGUGGCAGCAAGGGGGUCGUGUUGGCUGGCUGGUCUGCUGGAGCCCAACUUGUGACACAGGUUCUCUCGACGCCGGAGGUAAAGGGAGACACACCCAGCAGUACUGACCUCACUCCCUACAAAGACCUGAUUGGUGGCGUGGUAACCUUUAGUGGCGUCUUUGAUCUCCGCCCGCUGGUCAAAACAAGCGUCAACGAACCUCUUCAUUUGACAGAUUCUACGGCUUGGGCUAUGUCCCCUCUAGCCAGCGUGGGCGUGAUGGGGCGGGCUAGGCCAUCUCUCAGGCUUCUCAUAUCGGUGGGCCAACACGACUCGCCAGAAUUUAAGAGGCAAUCCAAAGAGUACUGCCAGGCAUGUGUGGAGGCGGGAAUGAGAGCAGAGUGUGUAGUGGUGGAAGGGAUGGAUCACUUUAGUAUAGUGGAAGAUCUGGCGCAAGAAAAGUUUUCCCUCACCCAGAGAAUCGUGUCCUUUGUGAAGCUGUGCACCACUAGCCCACACGCUGAUACACCGAAACACGACAAGAAGGAUCACUGAUAAAUACGAUAUAAAAGAUGUAAGGGGAGUGGUUAUAAUCACCCACAGCUAUAAAAUAUAAUACGUACCACUAAUAACGUUUUGUGAAUUCAUUAGACUUUGUUCUGUUAUCGAUCCUUGGUGUUUAAUCUUGAUAUUUGUUUGAUAUGAUGGGGAAAAUGUGUAUUGUAAUACAAUGGGAAAAUAUAAACAUA